CAAGUCGUCGGCGGCUAGUUCAGAAAAUUCAGAGAAACAAGGAUUUGGGUUGCGUCAAGUCGUCGGCGGCUAGUUCAGAAAAUUCAGAGAAACAAAGAUUUGGGUUGUGUUUAGUUCACAUCAAAAUUGAAAGUUUGGAAGUUUGGUUGAAAUUGGAACGAUGUGACGGAAAAGUUUAUGUGUGUAGGAAAGUUUUGAUGUGAUGAAAAAGUUUGAAGUUUGAAGAAUUAUUUUGGAACUGAACAUGGCCUUGAUCGGAGAUUUGAGGCUAGUGGAUUUGUGCUUAUAUAUAUGCUUCUUUACGUCUCUCAAACCUCAUAUACUCUGGUCGUCUCUCGCCAGCUCUGCUCUUCGAGAUACUCUCGAUCUGCACCUCAGCACACAUGGAGGCUGUAAUCCUCGCUGUCUCAAAGAUUGGUUCUGUUUUAGUGGAGGAAGCCACCAAAGCUGCUAUAACCAAGCUAUCUGAAAAAGCUACAAAUCUUAAGGAACUGCCAUCAAAGGUUGAGGAAAUAGAGGAUGAACUGAAGACGAUGAACAAUGUUAUAAAACAGAUGAGUACAACAAAUCUUACAGACGAGGUUGUCAAGGGUUGGAUUGCAGAGGUGCGAGGUCUGGCCCACCGUGUUCAGGACAUAAUGGACAAAUAUUCAUACCAUGCUCUUAAAUUGGAAGAAGAAAAUUCUGUCAAGAAACUCUUCACCACACCGAAUUAUGUCACGGUUUUCAGUGAAAUUGCUGAAGAGAUUAGCAAGAUAGAGAAAAAAAUUGAAAAUGUUGCAAUGCGGAAAAAACGGUGGCAGCAGCAGUCUCAACACACUCCCAAUCCGCUUGCAGAUAUUGAAAGGAAACGGUCCCAAGACUGCCUUCUAGCUCCAGAUGAUCUAGUUGGGAUAGAAGACAACAGGAAACUGUUGACUGACUGGUUGUACUCCAAAGAGCAAGAUAACACAAUAAUAACAGUAUCUGGUAUGGGUGGAUUGGGGAAAACCACCCUGGUCAAUAAUGUAUAUGAGCGGGAGAAGAACAAUUUCGAAGUUAGUACUUGGAUUGUCGUGUCACAGUCAUAUGAUGUCGUUGAUUUGCUGAGGAAAUUGCUUAGGAAGAUUGUGCCUGAUGAUCAAACACAGCUAUUAGAUUUGGAUGCUCAUGACUUGAAAAUUAGAAUAAAGGAAAAGCUUAAGGAUGAAAAUUUUCUAAUUGUAUUGGAUGAUGUCUGGAACCGAGAAGCAUACACUCAAAUAGCAGAUGCAUUCCCAAACUUCCAAGCAAGUCGCAUAAUCAUCACAACACGACAGGGUGAUGUAGCAACUCUUGCUCAGUCAGCACGCCAACUCAAACUCAACCCAUUGGAGCACACUGACGCGCUUGAACUCUUCUGUAGAAGGGCUUUCUACAGAAACUGCAAGUGUCCACAGAACCUUGAGAAACUGACUAAUGAUAUAGUAGUUAGGUGCCAAGGUCUGCCACUGGCAAUCGUAUCUAUAGGUGGCCUAUUGUCUUCAUUGCCACCAGAGAAUCAAGUCUGGAAUGAAACAUACAAGCAACUUCGAAGUGAGCUCACAAAAAACAAUAAUGUUCAAGCAAUUCUAAAUAUGAGCUAUCAUGACUUACCGGGAGAUCUUAGAAACUGCUUCUUGUAUUGUAGCCUGUUCCCCGAAGAUCAUGAAUUAUCACGUGAGACCGUUGUACGGUUGUGGGUCGCAGAAGGGUUUGCAGUACAAAAUGAAGAAAACACACCAGAGGAGGUGGCUGAAAAAUAUCUUCGUGAAUUGAUACAAAGGAAUAUGUUGGAAGUUCUUGGAAAUGAUGAGCUAGGCAGGGUUAGUACCUUUAAGAUGCAUGACCUCGUGCGGGACCUGGCUCUUUCUAUUGCUAAAGAGGAGAAGUUCGGCUCUGCAAAUAAUUAUGACACUAUGGAGAGGAUGGAUAAGGAAGUUCGUCGCUUGUCAUCAUAUGGAUGGAAGGGCAAACCUGUGUUGCAAGUUAAAUUCAUGCGUCUCCGGACCCUAGUGGCACUUGGAAUGAAAACACCCUCUCGUCACAUGUUAUCCUCAAUUUUGUCUGAAUCCAACUAUCUUACUGUUCUCGAGUUGCAAGAUUCUGAAAUAACUGAAGUGCCAGCAUCCAUAGGAGAGCUAUUUAAUCUACGCUACAUCGGCCUGCAGCGCACUAGAGUCAAAUCACUUCCAGAAUCUAUUGGGAAGCUCUCAAGCCUCCUGACUCUCAACAUCAAGCAAACCAAAAUACAAAAGCUACCACAAAGCAUUGUUAAGAUUAAGAAGCUGAGGCACCUUCUAGCUGACAGAUAUGAAGACGAGAAGCAGUCAGCGUUUCGCUAUUUCAUUGGAAUGCAAGCACCCAAAGAGCUAUCCAACUUGGAAGAACUCCAGACCCUUGAGACUGUGGAAGCCAGCAAAGAAUUGGCUGAGCAGUUGAUGAAACUUAUGCAACUACGGAGCGUGUGGAUUGACAACAUAAGAACUGAUGAUUGUGCAAAUCUUUUUGCUACACUAUCAAAGAUGCCACUUCUUUCCAGCUUGCUUCUAUCUGCAAGUCAUGAAAACGAGACACUUUGCUUGGAAGCUCUCAAACCAGAAUCAGAGGAGCUUCAUAGGCUGAUUGUCAGAGGGUGCUGGGCAGCUAGGACACUUGAGUACCCAAUAUUUCGUGACCAUGGGAAAAAUAUCAAGUAUCUGGCCAUAAGCUGGUGCCGUCUUCAGGAAGAUCCUCUACUCCUCCUUGCACCCUAUGUGCCAAACCUUGUCUUUCUUAGCCUUAACAGGGUGAAUAGUGCAAGCACCUUGGUUCUUUCUGCAGAUUGCUUCCCUCAGCUGAAGACACUUGUCUUGAAGCGUAUGCCUGAUGUAAACCACUUGGAGAUUAUAGGCGGUGCCCUCCAACACAUUGAAGGUUUAUAUGUUGUGUCAUUGCCAAAGUUGGACAAUGUCCCUCAAGGCAUUGAGUCUCUUAGGUAUCUGAAGAAGCUGUGGCUCUUGGGUCUGCAUAAGAAUUUCAGGUCUCAGUGGCAAAAAAAUGGAAUGCACCAAAAGAUGCAACAUGUUCCAGAGCUGCAUGUCAAGGACUAGAAACUUUGCUUACUUUUGCAGUAUUAUUUCUGUCUGGUGAUUAUGGGCUCAGCCACAUUAUGCAUUUAGUCUUUUCCAACAAAUGAUCAGUUUAUGACAGAUGAGCUAGCGGCACCACUACAUCGCAACCUCGUUAUUGGAAAUAAGUCCUGAAAUAUUGGCUUUCAUGGCCAUCAGGAAACUACUUUGUCAUAUGUCCUAUUGUUUUUGCUUCACAACUUUGCAGAAUUUAUGAAACUGGUCCUUUUAUUGUUGACCUGCAUUCUUGAUUAAUGGUGUCACUCUUUUUCAUCUCCAAA
Molecule: messenger RNA, 3388 nt
Organism: Oryza sativa Japonica Group (Japanese rice)
Lineage: Eukaryota; Viridiplantae; Streptophyta; Magnoliopsida; Poales; Poaceae
Product: disease resistance protein RPM1
Biological process (GO): defense response to other organism
Molecular function (GO): ADP binding
Source: RefSeq, a predicted model, not a curated record